Molecule: messenger RNA, 465 nt
Organism: Camellia sinensis
Lineage: Eukaryota; Viridiplantae; Streptophyta; Magnoliopsida; Ericales; Theaceae
Source: RefSeq, a predicted model, not a curated record
AUGAACGUGGAAAUUGUGUUACAUGAGCCGGAUGCAACAAUUGUAGCGAUAGCAACCCAACCAACAAUUAUGGAAGAGAUUAAGCAACGGCAACUAGAAGAUGAAUUUCUACAGAAAAUUUGUGAUGAACUGGAAACGAAACCAAAGCCCGAGUUCAAAGUUGAAAAUUCAGUUUUGAAAUUUCCAGGUAGGUGGUGUGUUUUCAAUGUGCCAGAAAUCAAGAAGAGAAUCAUGGAGGGAGCACAUAGCUCCAAAUUUACGAUGCAUCCUGGUAAUACAAAAAUGUACCACAACUUAAAACAGAAUUUCUGGUGGCCAGGUAUGAAAAGGGAGACUGCAGAAUAUGCUCAGUACAAUGCGGAUAAGUUGGCUACCAUAUAUGUGGAUGAAAUUGUGCGACUACAUGGUAUUCCAAUUUCCAUUGUGUCUGAUAGAGACCCAAAGUUUGUGUCAAGGUUUGGGUGA